GCAGCGGUCGGGUAAAGGGAGGCAGGCGCUCUCUGACAGCGCGUGAAGGAGGCGUAUCAUUACUCUCAGUCAUGAGGUUCCUCCGCUCGGGAGUGUUUUUAAUCAACCGUGGGGCUCAGGAGCUUUGAGAAGAAAAAAGAAACCCUCAGAGAAACUUUUUCUCUCUGUUUGGACGCUGAAGCCGGACUUCACAUCCAGCUCUGACGCACGUCGAACGAGUUCGAGAUUUUCCACGAUCAUGUCCUGAAGCGUUCCUCAGAUAUGUGCGCUUUAACCCAGCGCGUCGGAUUCGACAGCGCGCCGUGAUCCGGAGGGAUGAUGCGGGGACCGAACGCGCGUUCCCAAUGCUAUGUGUCUUGACUCUAUCCAGGAACGUUUGUGCAGAAGCGGGAAUGCUUUUCCGUGGGAUCUGGGCGCUCCGCCGGAGGUGCUGCACUGGUCCCCUUCUGCUGCUAGGGAUAGCGCUCGGGCUGUUUUACCACACUGUGACCAUGCACCGGGACACAACCGAGUUCAAGUCCAGUCAGCGGGACCAAAGGAACGGAUCUGCAGUGUUUGAUUAUAAACUACUGCUCAAGAACCCAGAGAGACUCGUGUCUCUGCUAGAAGCAUCACAGACAGAUAGUUUUGUGCCUCAUUCUAAGAGCCGCUGUGCGGGAAAAGCCAUUAUUCUGACAGGCCAGCGUGCGACGGACACCGAGGUCCAGUUGUACCAGAGAGUCCUACAGCAGCAGGGGUACGGAGUGGAUCAGGCCCGUUACGCAGAGACCAGCGUCUCACUCAGACAGGACAGGAGAGAUGGAAGAGACUGGUCCGUCUUGAUAUGCCUGAAGGGCUCUGAAAAAAGUUGCCUGCGAAAGAUCAACUUCGCCCAUCCGCAGCACCGCCAGAGGGUUAACAUAAUACCAGCCUUUGCCGGAGCGUUUCUGGACAUGGGAGGAGUCUGCCGGUUUUUGACGGACAGCCAGCUGUCAGGAGUGACAUUACCGAUACUUUCUUCUGCCUGCGCUUUGUCCACAUCUCCACAAGAGGGAACCCCAAAUGCUGCUGAAGAUGAAUGGAGGCCGCCGAUCACACACAGCCGCUCGGACCUGAAUGCCAUCAUAAACGUAUACGUCCUGGUUACCUCGGCAACACCCCUGACUGCUUUCGUCCACCGCACAGCCUUGGUCAAAACCCACUUGGAUAAAACUAGUCAUGCCACCGAGUUGCAGGUAUUCUUUAGAGAACGACUGGGUCCUGAUCUCUCUCAUCAGGCCAUUGAGCGCAUGAAUCACGUCAUCAGUGACAUCCUGAAAGCUGCUCUGUUAACCGCAAAGGAGAGCAUCUCCUCUCCCAGGUGUCAGCUUUGUUUCCAGUUAAUGACCUUCUCAUUGCACUAUAACUCUUCUCUUCAUCCAGUAGUGGUGAAGCUUCAGACUGAUCUGCACUUUGACGGAAUGAAGGACCCUCACUUUGAUGGACAGAUAGCCAAAGAGUAUAUGCUGGAGGAUGUGCUGAAACUGCUUUUCCCAGCAUGCAGCAGUGAGCUUAGCUUGGCGUUCGAGAAUCAAAAGUAUGGUGGCUGUGAAGGGCCAAACGGUCUGUGUCUGCCUCCAGACGAGAUGCAUUUCUUGCGACAGUUUAAUCAGCACCUCAGGAGACCUGGACCCUUUCAGCUGCUCUACCCUAUUUCUCCUGUUCCUGAUGAUCUCCACCAUGAUCUAAUUCAGACAGAGUCCCUCAGCGCACAGGAUUAUGGAUGGAGACCAGCUCUCAUGGCCUUGCUCCAAGAGCUCAGCCUUUACUACACGAAAAAACAUCAGACCGAAAGUUUGGACGACCUAAAGAGCCCAGAGGCAUCAGACCCGCUGUCAAGAAAAGGGAGGUGUGUUGAUCCGCACCUGAGGCAGUUGUACACGGACCCUCCGUUGGUGCUGAUGCCAGGGUUUAACGCGCUGGAGAAGGAAUAUCGAGCCGAGGUUCCGUUUGAUGUGAUCUCUGUUCGAAUCCGGCCGGAACCGGUCAACCCGCACUGCCACAUUCAUCUGGACGAACACCGUGGACCCAGGAUGGCAAACUACCCAGUUGGCCUGGGCAACAGCAGAAUAAACAUUCUGGUGAUGGACGAAUCAGAGGCCGAGCCCGUCGUCAUAACGAUAUACACUCUGCACAUAUACCGCGAAAGCAGGCCCAGUCUGCCAAUGUUUGAUGAGUAUGUGAUGUGCAGCUUUGUUCAGGACUGUGGCCUGGUGAUCAGACCAGAUCAGCCCUGCGGUUUGGAGUCCAUUUCUGGGAUGAGAUCUUCAGAAGAGGCCCAGGCCUCACCUCGGCCUUGUCUCUCAGGAGAUGAACCUGGUCGUUGGGUCGUCCCAUGUCUGAGCUGUUCAGACAACAGGACCUGUGACUGGAGAGAGGUCGCCUGGCAGCCCGACAGCUGUUAUCACCCUGUAUUGGACCAACCUCAGUUGAAAACCUGCAUGAUGGACCGGAAGGUCCUGUUUAUCGGCGACUCAACCAAUCGAGGGAUGAUGUACUACCUAAUGGAGAGAGUGAACACAACUCUGGAGGACUGGGACAAGGCUCACGACACAAUCAUCUACCACAACCUGAAUCAGGGCCGAACUAUCGUCAGCUACUCUUAUUACCCACAAUUCUGGCUGCCGAAGGCUCAGAGGCCCACUUUCCAAAGAGCUCUGCAGCAGCUUCUAGAAAGGUCACAACCCCUGGAGAACUCGCCUCAGACAGUGCUGGUCGCUGGUGGGGUGCAGUGGCUGAACCUGAACCAUCUGAGGACCAUUCAGCAGGUUUUAGAGAGGGAGGGUCUUGAGAAAAUCAUGGUGGUGGUGAAGUCUUUGGGAAUGGGUUUCCAUCUGCCUGUGGAUGGUAUACGCUCUCUUCCACUGAAUGGAGUGCAAGAGCUCUAUAAUUUGAACAAAAAUAUUCUGGAGAGCGCCAAGAGUCUUGGAUAUGAGGUCAUUGACACCCUCAGCAUCACCAUGGGUCGUUAUAAGGAGUUCCUGCAAGGACGAUGUGCCUGCCAUUUCCAUGAGGUCUACAAGCUUCCCUUUCCGACCGCUGCUUCUCAUAGAAAGCUGAAGAUCUUGAGGCUCGGUGGAGAAAGUGGGAAUCCGGCCAAUGAGCAAACGGGGCCUAGAGAGCGCAAACUCGACUUGUCCUAUCACGUAAAGGGACCAGUAAACGCGGUGUAUUCGGAGAUCCUGCUCAGCAGGAUGUGUGUGAAUCAAGCCGCCAACGGGACCAUUCGCCAACAGUGACUAAAAGACAGUUAGCGGCUGGUGACGCUAAGCUGUGCGUGUUUUUCAGGUGUGUGUGUGUGUGUGUGUGUGUGUGUGUCUGUAAGAUUAGCUGUGAAUGCGUGUUAAGACAUCUGCGUAAAAGGGCUAAACUGCACACACCGAGUCUGCUGAAGCACAUGCUGGAUCAAAGAGGUAAAUUGGAGGACGAGUUUGGUAGGUGUCUGUUUUGCGCAUGUGUGUUUUUGUGUAGAGCGAUCCAGAUGGUAAAGGGGUCCGGAGAGGGGGGGGGGUUCAAUGAGACCCCCUGAAGCACAGCCAAAAUGACUUUGGCAGCUGCAGCUUAAGAGCAGGCAGUGGCUGCCCCGGUCAAACGGCCUUGCAAAACGUUCCUGCAACGCUCAUGCAACGUUCCCACAAUGCUGCAACCGCCGACCCACGGCCUGAGAUGUUCCCAGUACGCUUUGGGAACGUUUGGCGGCUGCUGUGGAGUGCCUUUGAUGUCACCCUGCCUCACAUUGUCACUUUUAUGGAAGCUCGGGCGACGUUUUGAAGUCUAGCUUUACACCGCCUUUCCUUCACAUGCCAGGUUCACAAGUAUUUAUGAAGUAUUUUCUAUGCCAAAGGUCUUAUGAAGUAUAUUGUAUUGUACUGUCUUAUGUUUCUCACACAUUUAUUUUUCUACCAGUGUUUUUCCAGUGCCUUUAAUAAUAAUCCAUGUAAAAUGUUAUAAAUGCUGUUUACAAAAAAGAGGAUAUUUAUAUUGUUUUGAUGGUAAGCAUUUUUAUAUUGUUGCUGGGUUUACUCUAAAUUGCUGGAAUGUAUGAUGUUUCAUUUGUCCAUAAUUUACAUUAAACAGGAAGUGGUUUGUGGAGAGAGAAAAUUAGUAGGAUUAUUUGAAAUAUCUCAUAAAACGUAUCUUCCCACCAGUUGUUAAGCUCAGCUCAGUAUGGGCACGAAUGCUAUUUCCACUUGAAGUGAAACGAAACCAUGUGUUGACCUGUAAAUAUUCCACAGCAACUCUCUUUUUAAUUUCAGAAUUUACUGUCAAAUGUUUUGAAUGUUCAUGAAGAGCUAUCCCAAGAUAUUUGUCUCUGUAGCCUGUGCAUGAAAUGUAUGAUUCCAACAAUCAUCAUGAAUGUCACUUAUCCUGAACAAUUAAAAAUGUAUAUUUUCGUAAUUUAAAAUACAUUGCUCCUUUACUUUAUCAUAUGCUUCUCUUACAAUUAGAUUUUCAUUUGUCAUAUUUUAACGACAUACGGUGCAGUUCA
Messenger RNA from Puntigrus tetrazona (Sumatra barb), 4507 nucleotides. RefSeq names its product cadherin-like and PC-esterase domain containing 1 (gene cped1). Lineage: Eukaryota; Metazoa; Chordata; Actinopteri; Cypriniformes; Cyprinidae. The record is from RefSeq and is a predicted model, not a curated record.